Messenger RNA from Colletotrichum spaethianum, 2262 nucleotides. RefSeq lists its product as uncharacterized. NCBI's taxonomy places the organism in Eukaryota, Fungi, Ascomycota, Sordariomycetes, Glomerellales, Glomerellaceae. Gene Ontology annotation, molecular function: phosphatidylcholine lysophospholipase A1 activity. The transcript has 12 exons. The record is from RefSeq and is a predicted model, not a curated record. Bases 1 to 2262 code for a protein of 753 amino acids.
AUGAGUGGCAACCGCUUUGGUGCAUGGUCGGGUCAGACUAUCCAGUACAUCUCCGAUCACAUCGGCCCGUCCCUGAAGCAACGGCCGAACAUCGUCCUGGUUCAUGCAGGCACCAACGAUAUGAACCCCAAUCUCGACAUUGCCAAGCAAGGUAACGACCCCAAAGGCGCGGCCGACCGUCUGGGGAAGCUGCUCGAUAACAUCAUUGAUGCCUGCCCGGACGCAACAGUCCUUGUGGCCAUGAUCAUCAAUACAUGCGACGAAAGUCAGUCUCCUGCAACCAAGGAAUACCAGAAAUUGAUCCCAGGAGUCGUCAAGAGCCGGAAAGACGGCGGAAAGUACAUCCUCGCUGUGGACUUUACCACCUAUGAGACGAGUCACCUCCAGGACUGCAUACACCCAACUAACGACGGAUAUAAGUUGUUCGGAAGCUACUGGUACGACUUCAUUACCCAGAUCCCCAAGGAUUGGAUCAAGAAGCCAGUUGGUGACGACCCUAAUCAUGAUGGAGACGGAGCCAACAGCGGCCUUGACGGAAACAUUCCCGCUCCGGACUGGGGCGCUGAUCCGGUCACACCGACUACUCCCGAGAAGGUCGGUAACGCGUAUCUGAAUGCGCGCCCGGUCGAGACGUACACUUGCAAUGCGAAGCCCAUUUGGGAGGCUGGUGGUCAAAUUGCACUCGGAAACAUCGGCCGCAACGGAGACUGGAAGUAUAAGAAGCACUGGGUGGAGGCUGGAAAAGUCGCUGAUGGACUCAAGCGGGACCCUCGAUACGUAAGACUUCAUGACAUGAAUGGCGACGGAAAGGCUGACUAUGUUUGGAUUCACCCUGAUACCGGUGAAAUCCGAUGCUGGAUCAACAACCUCCCCGAGCCGUGGAGCAAGGCCGGUACCAACAGCGACAUAAUUGGCAGUGGUGCCGGUCCUGCAGAUUCGGUCUUCAUCGCUCUCGAGGACUACAUGAUCGUUAACAAAAUCAAUGGCGCUGUCAAGAUCUGGUGGAACUACGGACCGGACGACAGCUGGGUUAAUGGAUGGAAGUUUGUCGAGGGCGGCGAGAUUGCGUCGGGUGUCCCCCACGCCAAUUGGGAGACUCUCCGGUUCCCCGACAUUAAUGGUGAUGGCAGAGCAGACUACGUCUACAUCGGUAAGGGCGGUGCUUUGAAACAUUACUUGAACACUGGAUCCGUCGGUGGCGAGGAUGUUCUGUUCCUCGCACAAGGCGGAAUUGCAACUGGAGCCGUAGACGACAUUUCGAGGCUUGUGUUUGCGGAUUUGAACGGAGACGGCCGUGAUGACUAUCUCAUAUGGGAUGAUGACGCCGGUCUGACUGGCUUUUUGAAUCAGCCAACUCACAAGGAAGGAGUGCCAUUGUACAUUGAUCAAGGACCAGCGAAAACGCUUGCUGACGGCAUCUCUCAAAAGCCCGAGUCCAUUCGGCUUGCAGACUUGGAUGGUGACGGAAAGGAUGACUAUGCUUAUAUCGACGACGACGGUGCCAUCUGGCUGUGGCACAACAGUGGAAGCGGUGACACCAGCAUGCUGGUAGAUGGCCUUCGCUUUGCGGACAUAGACGGCGACGGCACUGAUGACUACAUUUGGCUCGACCCAGAGACAGGUGCUCCGACAGUGUACACCAACUACGGCUACAACACGAACGACAAAGCCUUCGGAUACCAGUGGAUUCCAUUGAACGACGGCAAACCAAUUGCUUCCGGAGCUGCCCCAGCGUCUCAAGUAACAUUUGGUUACAUCAUUGGCAAUGGAAAAGCCAACUACAUUGUCGUGGACCCCAAAUCGGGCAAACUCUCUGUCUGGCAAAACCUGGGCCAGAACAAAAACAACCCCGACAAUUGGCAGUGGAAUCAGAUCGAUGUCGAUGCUUCUGGUUCAGGUCCCGGCAAGAAUGUCAGGAUUGCUGACAUUGACGGCGAUGGCUGGGACGACUACAUCAUGCUGAACAGAAAGGGCGGCACGACCAUCUACAGAAACAUGUACUUGAACUUCGACGCGGAACAUACGUGGGAACCGCUUCCUGAGGCGGACGCCGAAGGCAUUAGCCAGCGGCCGGAAGAGAUUUCAUUCCAUGACAUCAAUGGGCAAGGUUACCCUUCCCAUCCGUCUUCGACCACGAGUUCUAACAAUUCUAUAGCGACGGAAAAGCCGACUAUCUCUGGACGAGACCCCACGAUGGCGCCGUUUUCGCCUGGUACAACAACUACCCGAACCAGCCCGCUUGGCUUCCACAAGGCCAGAUAG